Messenger RNA from Papaver somniferum (opium poppy), 1342 nucleotides. RefSeq names its product GDSL esterase/lipase At2g04570-like. Bases 97 to 1152 code for a protein of 351 amino acids. The transcript has 3 exons. The record is from RefSeq and is a predicted model, not a curated record. Gene Ontology annotation, molecular function: hydrolase activity, acting on ester bonds. NCBI's taxonomy places the organism in Eukaryota, Viridiplantae, Streptophyta, Magnoliopsida, Ranunculales, Papaveraceae.
AUGCCUCUUCCGUGAUAUUAUCACUCAUUAAUCCAUCGUCUGAUUAACAAGCAACUGUUAGCAGGGGAUCUUGAAUUUCGAUAAAGCCGAGAUAAAAUGGUCUAUCAAAAUAGUGUAGCAUGUUUCUUCAUUAUACACUGCUUACUGUUAUUUUCCGCGGAGGGGCGAGCAAAUGUUCCUGCCAUCAUUGUUUUUGGAGACUCAACCGUUGAUGCAGGAAAUAAUAACCAAAUUAUAACUGUAGGUAAGGCUAAUUUUAAGCCAUAUGGUCGAGAUUUUGAAGGUGGCAAACCAACUGGUCGUUGGUCCAAUGGCAGGUUAGUUACCGAUUACAUUUCUAAUGCUUUAGGAAUCAAGCCAUCUAUACCGGCUUAUUUGGAUCCAAAUUUUGGUAUAGAAGAUUUCGCAACUGGUGUCACCUUUGCCUCUGGUGGAACGGGUUACGAUAAUUUAACUGCACUCAUAACAACCGUUCUGCCUCUAUGGAGGGAAUUGGAAUACUUCAAAGACUACAAGGAGAGGUUAACUAGGUUUCAAGGAAAAGAUAAAGCUACCAAGACAUUAAACGAGGCAUUGUAUAUAAUAAGUUUAGGAACAGUCGACUUCCUUGUGAAUUAUUUCCUCUUUCCCAUACGAUCUUUAGAGUACAAUAUCGACCAAUAUGAAAAGUUUCUCUCCCAAAAUGCUGGUAAUUUCAUCAAGGAACUUUACAAUCUGGGUGCCCGAAAAAUAUCAAUAAGCGGGUCAGCUCCAAUGGGGUGCUUGCCGAUGUUGCGAAACUUGAAUAUAGUUCUGGGAAGAACAUGUUUUGAAUUCUAUAACAAAGUGGGUAGGGAUUUUAAUGAAAAGCUAAUGAAGUUGGUCGAAAACAUGAGAAAACAAGUUGAUGGGAUUCAAAUUGUGUUUUCUGAUAUAUACGAUCCAGUGACGAAAAUGAUUCAAAAUCCUUACCUAUACGGUUUUGAGGAAGUGAAGAGAGGAUGCUGUGGGACGGGAAUGACUGAGGUAAGCUACCUGUGUAUGCUGGCGAAGUCACUGUCGUGUAAAGAUCCGACUAAAUACAUAUUUUGGGAUGCAUUACACACAACUGACAAGGCAAAUGGCAUAAUUGCUGAUAUUCUGGUGAAAACAAGCCUGGCUGAGCUAAUCUGAAUCACUCCGCUAGUAAAAUUUAGUACUGAUAAGCAUAAAGGAUCCACAAGUAUAAACAUAAAAACGUAGUACACAGUAUACAGUAUGUUGUUGCUUUUGUAUCAGUUGUGAAUAUGGGUAUUUCUGUGAGAUGGUUACAAGAAAUGGCGGAACAUGUAACAUGUAAGUCAUAACAGAUAAAGGAUAUAUA